CGAAACGGAGUGAAAAGAGCGUGUACCGUCUCUCUCACCUUAACCUGACACGUUCACAGAAAAUGUAAUUUGCAUUGAGUAGUUCUCUGGGUCAAAGCUGCGUAUGGGAUAUAUCAGAGAGAAUUAAGGAGAAUAAAUCUUGUUUUGCACAUUAAUGAAAUUGCAUUGGUGUACACCAUCAUUGAAAAAUAGAUGUAAAGGCAUUUCCGGUCUCGGGACGAUCCCUCUUCCGCCCUGAUGCCCUUGUAGCUAUGGAAACUCGUCAAUGGCAACGUCCACCAGCCUGUUCACCCCUUCCGACCAGGGGUAUUAAGUGUGAUAUAGCUAGCUAGCUUUAAGUGUGCCAGAAUUACCGAUAAAUCAGAGGUUUCAAGAUGGCGUUACAACGACUGACGGCUUUUUUCAUCCUUUACCUGAUUUUCGGCUACAUUCCAUCACUUGGGGUAAUCCUCCGAACCACAGAAAAGACUGUGUGGGCAAAUGAAUUUGAACCUAUUGAGUUGACCUGCUUGAUAGAGUCCAUCUCAACAAACAACCCCAGAAUCGAAUGGAAGAAAAUCCAAAACGGCGUCCCUAGUUAUGUGUACUUUCAAAAUCAAAUUUCGGGGGACUUGGAGCACAGAGCCCAGCUGAUCCAGCCGGCCAACCUACUGAUCCUGAACACCAGCCGUGCAGACACUGCAGAGUAUCGCUGUGAGGUCGCUGCCAUUGAUGACCACAAACACUUUGAUGAAAUUCUAAUCAGUCUUGCUGUCAGGGUAAAGCCUGUGGUGCCCAGGUGCAGUGUGCCUGUGGCGGUGACUGUUGGCACGUCCUCUGAGCUGCACUGCCUGGAGAACGAGGGCUUCCCUGCCUCACAGUACCGCUGGUUCCACAACAACGAGGAGCUUCCCCAGGACCCAAAGAGCAGCCCCAAGUUUAUCAACUCUACCUACUCCAUUAACGCUGACACGGGUGGUCUGAAAUUCCGCCGGAUGAGGAAGGAGGAUGCGGGGGAGUAUUACUGCCAGGCAAAGAAUGAAGCUGGACAUGCACAGUGUCCCACGCAGCUGAUGGAAGUCUAUGAUAUCGACAUUGUGGGGAUUUUUCUGAAGGUGUUGGCGGCAUUGGCUGGAUUCAUUAUUGUGAUGGUGGGGGUUUGUCAUGCACACAAACAUGGCUGCUUCUCCUCCGGCAAGGAUCACACAGGAACCAACUACAAACUUCCAGCGCAGGAUGAUGGUGUUGACUAUGCUGAAGCAGAUGAGGGUCACUUCCGCCACAAAUCAUCAUUUAUCAUUUGACAUCUGAAGAGGAGACACACUGAAGUCAAAGGCGUAUCAAAUCCCAUAAUGGGGCUUUGUGUGAGAAAUUUGAGCUGUAACAUUACACAUGAACCUACAAGCUUGCCAAAGUUAUCAUCAGGAAAAAUAUCAAUCAUUAUUUCAAUUUUGCUUUCUGAUAGGCAAUUGCAAAAUCAUGCCCCAUGUUAGUACACUGUUUACUUUUUUUUUUGUAGCACAAAUGUCUUGUCCUCAAGUCUUUACUGUAACUACAACUACAGUACGAUUUAAAGCUUUGACUUUUGAACUUCCACCAACAUGUUCAUCUUAACUGAUAAUAAUAACUGAUGCUGGAACAUUCACCCAUACUGUUUUUAGACAAUGUUUUGUACAUCCUAAAAUGUCUACAAAGUACAACAAACCUGUUUUAAAAAAACAGUCUUGCAUAACCUCUGAAUGCAAGCUAGACUAGUUUAUGUUAAUAUGAAGGUAGGUUGUGUCAAUAUUUAUAUAUACAUACAGACAGACAGACAAUGAGUGGGGCAUGUAUAAAAAGCUGAUAAUCUGUUACAUGCAGAGUCAAGGGGCACAAUGAAACUGUCUAUUGUGCUUAAAAAAGCCAACUAACUUUAUUCUCUGCGUUCAGAAUAACUAAGAAACAUAUUAAAGUUAUACAGUAUAAUGCUGCAAGUUCAAAUGUAUUAUUAUGAUUAGAUCAAGUAAUUAUGAUUUUUUCAGAGUGCCGCGUCUGUGUAUAAGUGACCUUCUGUGCUUACUAAUUACUUAUUUUAUGAAUAUUGGACAUAUUGUCCAGUUUUGACUCAGAAUUAACUGUAUUUUCUUUAUGAACACAAUAUACAAUAUUAAUGGAUGUACAGGCAAUAAAACUUUGUUAGAAACAAAUGUCUACACAUACAUUUUUAUCAGUAACAAUACAUAAGUAUUAAACAUGUUUCAAAUUGAAAUUGUUAAAUGACUUUUUGAAACAUUGAUAUGGUUAUUUUUUAAUUUAUAUACUUUGUAAAAUAACACUACUCAGGAACUGUUGUAAAAUGUGAAUUGUUGAUUCGUUGUAGUGCAAGUAAUGGAUUCUGUUAUGCUUACUUCAUUUUGUCAAUAAAUACAUAAAUAACA
Coregonus clupeaformis (lake whitefish) is the source of this 2396-nucleotide messenger RNA. Its product is annotated as junctional adhesion molecule 3B. The transcript is spliced from 9 exons. NCBI's taxonomy places the organism in Eukaryota, Metazoa, Chordata, Actinopteri, Salmoniformes, Salmonidae. Gene Ontology annotation, molecular function: protein heterodimerization activity; protein homodimerization activity. Gene Ontology annotation, biological process: angiogenesis; cell adhesion. The coding region runs from base 375 to 1283 and encodes 302 amino acids. The record is from RefSeq and is a predicted model, not a curated record.